Messenger RNA from Rhododendron vialii, 2320 nucleotides. RefSeq names its product regulator of G-protein signaling 1. The record is from RefSeq and is a predicted model, not a curated record. NCBI's taxonomy places the organism in Eukaryota, Viridiplantae, Streptophyta, Magnoliopsida, Ericales, Ericaceae. Bases 234 to 1631 code for a protein of 465 amino acids. The transcript is spliced from 11 exons.
GGGAAAAGUAGACUAUUGGACUAUUGAGCAAAAGAACCAAAAAAAAAAGAGAGAAGAGAGAAACGAGAAAGCCAAUACUUGGACGCUUCGAGGACUCGGAAAACAGCGACUAGAUGUUCCCGAUAUGCAGACUUUUUGUUUCUCUUUCGCCAAUGAAAUCAUCGAUACCCAGUUCACAAUUGGGGGAAAUUUCGAAGAGAGAGAGAGAGUAGCAGCCGGAAAUCCCAACUGCAAUGCCCAGCUGCGCCGUGGACGGAGGCUGUCCCACGGACUACAUUUCCAUCUCCAUCUCCCUCCUCUCCAUCAUCUUGCUUCUCAUAUGGUCAACAUCGCCUUUUCUAAUUCACAAGGUUCCUCUUCCUAAAGGCAGCAAUUUUUGGCUCCCGGUGAUUCAAGUUUUUGCUAGCUUAAACCUUUUGUUGUCAAUUGUGAUGUCCGUCAAUUUCCUGAAAUAUAAGAAAAGCCAUUGGUGGCAAUCUUGCUAUCUCUGGGCAGUUUGGGUUGAAGGGCCUCUUGGAUUUGGUUUGUUGUUGAGCUGCCGCAUUGUCCAAGCUUUCCAACUGUAUUUCAUAUUUGUGAGGAGGCGCUUACCACCCAUGAGAUCACAUAUUUUUCUUCCCUUGAUUCUGUUGCCUUGGAUUGCUGGCGCUGCGCUUAUCCACAUCGCAAGACCUCUAAAUGAUCGGUGCCACAUGAGGACUCAAUGGACCAUCCCAGUCGUUUGCUUCCAUGCACUGUAUGUUGCUGCUUUGGUUGGCCUUACGGGUGCCAUUCGUCACAUAGAGUUCCGGUUUCAUGAACUCAAAGACCUCUGGCGUGGAAUACUUAUGUCCACUUCUUCCAUAGGAAUAUGGGUGGUUGCUUACGUUUUGAAUGAAAUUCAUGACGAUAUUGAAGAGCUUCAGGUUGCCUCAAGGUUUCUGCUCUUAACUAUGGCAAGUAUAUAUGUGCUGGCUUUCUUCUCUAUAUCGAGUUCUCAACCUCUGGUCUCCCAAAUGAGUCUAAGGAAAAAGGACGGUCCGGACUUUGAGACAAUGGGUCAGGCUCUGGGCAUACCUGAUAGUGGGCUACUUGUACAGAGGGAAUCAACUCAAGUCAUAGAUCCUAAGGAACCUCUUGAUAAACUUCUUCCGAACAAACGAUUUCGUCAAUCUUUCAUGGCAUUUGCAGACAGUUGUUUAGCUGGGGAAAGCGUGCAUUUCUACGAGGAAGUGCAUGAGCUUAACAAGAUACGUGUGGAUGAUACUGUUAGAAGACUUUACAUGGCACGACAUAUCAUCGAAAAGUACAUAGUUCCGGGUUCGACAAUGGAAGUGAAUAUAUCAUAUCGAAGCCGGCAAGACAUUUUGAGCACUGCUGAUCUGGCACAACCUGAUCUCUUCCGAAAUGCACUAAAUGAACUUGUGCAGCUCAUGAUAAUGAAUUUGGCAAAAGAUUACUGGUCAUCAACGUUCUUCCUUAAAUUUAAAGAAGAAGCCAAUAUGUGGGCAAUUGACCAUGAUCUGGAACAGGCGACUACUGGUUGGAACUUCUCUCCUCGGUUGAGUUCUGUUCAUGGCAUUGAUGACCCAUUUAACCAAGAUCAACCUUCCAAGGACCCUGACCACGUUCAUGAUUUGGAUCUACAAUGACAUUGGGGCUGUCCAACAAUAGUACUACUAGUUCUCUUUGCUCAAACGGGUACGAUUACUGAUUCUGCAGAGGCAGAUACUCUUUCCACCCGUUGGCAUAUAAAUUAGUUGAAAUAGAUACGCAUGUCGAACGUGGAAGCUGAUCAAACCUGUUGAUAUGGGAAAUCAAAUUCAUAGCUAUAACAUUUGGAUACUUGAUCACAUUGGCGGAAUCAGCAAAUUUUUGCCAAACUUAUGCAUUUGCUGCUUAUUGCAAAUCAAUGCAUACUGUUCACCAGUCAGAUGUUGUAAUGGAAAAGCUCUUUUUGUGCAUAUUUCAUUAUUUCCUAGUGAUACGAGUGUUCAAAGGAUUGAUACAUCAAGGACAUGGAGUUGCGCUCUGCUGAAUAUGAUUGCAGUGCAGUUGAAUCUUGGACACGGGCGAAGCGUCGGAUGAGGGAGUGGAAAAUUAUUAAUUUGGUGUUCCUCUUUCUCUCAUAAAAAUGAUGGUUGUAGGACAAUUUUAGCUUGCGAUCUAUGAGGAAAGUAACAGCAGAAUUUUGAGAUUCAGCUCUUGUACUGGUAGUACCAACUAUGCACAAAUUUUUUUUUUUUUUUUUUUGACAUUAUUAUUGUUAUGUAUGCCAGUAUUUCACACGGUAUACAUUUUUCAGCGUGCUUUUGAUUUCUCCUCAUCAAUUGCCGUAAAA